GAGAGGCAGGAAGCGGGCGGGGCCGGUGCUAUAAGAGACGGAUCGUCUUCCUGCUUUUGGCAUUUCUCUGCUGUCCUCCGUUUGCCUCUGACUCAGACUCUACCUGCACAGGAUGUCGUGGCAAUCGUACAUCGACACCAUGAAGACGCCCGACCAGAGCGGCUCGGUGCCAGUGGCAGAGGCGGCCAUCUGCGGCAUCACACCUGGACAGGAGAGCGUCUGGGUCAGCACCCCGGGCCUGCAGGGCAUCACGGUCGAUGAGAUCAAGAAGCUGGGCAGCAAGGACCGGUCCAGCUUCGCUCAGAACGGCGUCUACAUCAGCGGAACGCGGUGCCGCCUGAUCCGGGACCAGAUGGACAUGGAGCCAGUCUACGCUCUGGACCUGAAGACCGCGGCCGACGCCGACGGCAACGCGUUUGGAGUCUGCGUGGGCAAGACCAAAACAGCUGUAGUCAUAGCAAAGGGCACUAAAGAAGCCAGCGGCGGCCAGAUUUCCAACAAGGUAUUCAACGUCGUCGAACACCUCAGGAAAUCCGGCAUGUAAACCCAACAUGGCCGCCACCUUCCCUCCCCUGACCUCCGACCCCUCCCAGCUCCUCCUCUUUGACCUUCAGUCAUCUCCGUCUCACGCCUCCRCCGUCGGGGAUCGAAGUGUUUCCUCCAUGCAACGACCAAUCAGUGACUGUGUGUGUGAGGCGGUGGGUCASGUGACCCGCCGGGUCACACCUGUUCUUCAUCAGGGAGCCAGUGUUACAUGUUUCACCUGAACCCAAUAAAGAGUCCUGUUUAUUUUA
Poecilia reticulata (guppy) is the source of this 794-nucleotide messenger RNA. It is a transcript of the gene pfn1, whose product is annotated as profilin 1. Gene Ontology annotation, molecular function: actin binding. Gene Ontology annotation, biological process: regulation of actin filament polymerization; positive regulation of actin filament bundle assembly. Lineage: Eukaryota; Metazoa; Chordata; Actinopteri; Cyprinodontiformes; Poeciliidae. Gene Ontology annotation, cellular component: cytoplasm. The record is from RefSeq and is a predicted model, not a curated record.